Aedes aegypti (yellow fever mosquito) is the source of this 1187-nucleotide messenger RNA. Its product is annotated as angiopoietin-2. The record is from RefSeq and is a predicted model, not a curated record. Lineage: Eukaryota; Metazoa; Arthropoda; Insecta; Diptera; Culicidae. The coding region runs from base 54 to 1118 and encodes 354 amino acids. The transcript is spliced from 4 exons.
ACUCGAUAGCAUUGUGCUAGAUAUUCACUAGCGCCAUUAAAACGCUGGUAAAAAUGAAGCCGUUCUUCGUGUUUCUGGUGUGUCUGGUGCUCAUCUGCAAAAGAAAUUUUGUUUCGUCAAACGAUGAAGCUUCUUCAAUCGAAAAUCGCCUGGAUGCGAUUCAAUCCGCUAUAAAUCUCAUGUUCGUGGAAGCUAGUGAACAGAUAGAGGCACUGACGAAUGAAAUUCGCGCUCUGAAACAAUCUCUCGAUCAUCUGGGUUGGUACUCCGAGGAAGUGAAACAUUCCGUGGCAUCAAUUCAGGACAACAACGAACUGCUGCUGAGAAAUUUGACCAUACUCACGUAUCGUUCUGACGAGAUUAUAGCAAACCAGCAGUACUGUGCCAAUCAUGAAGCUUUGAAGAAUCUGUUCUUCGAGUUGACUCCAAAAUGUGGCUCAUUCAAUUCAACUCCAAAGCCUCCAGAAAUGAUAUACAAUUCUUGUUUGGAUGCUCCUUAUCGAUCUGGAGUCUAUCAGUUGGUGCUUAACGUGUCUAGUUGGCAAUACAAAGCGUUCUGCGAUGUUAAUGAAUUUGGCGCAGGUUGGACGGUAAUUCAGAGGCGUCUCGACGGAUCAGUAGAUUUCAACCGUAGUUGGGCUGAAUAUCGGAACGGUUUUGGUGACGUUUCCGGUGAGUAUUGGCUUGGUUUAGAAACGUUGCACCAGCUGACCACUCGAAGGCAACACGAAUUACUGAUUAUAAUGGAGAACUUUAACGGAUCGACCAGCUAUGCUCGAUAUGGUGGGAUCGUAAUUGAUAGCGAAGCACAGAGGUACAGGAUCUUUUUCAAUGCUAGUGGAACUGGUAGUGCAUUUGAUUCCCUGUAUGCAUAUCGUAAUGAGAUAUUCAUAACCCCCGAUGUUUCGAGUGGCUCGUACUUAAAUUGUGCAAAACAACUUGCAUGUGGUUUUUGGCACUAUGAUUGCAGUGGUCCCAGUAGCAGGAAUAACUUGAAUGGAGUUUACGGCACAAACGGCACUAAGGAUGGCAUCUGGUGGUAUAAUUCAUUUUCAGGAUAUCAACAAUACAAUCCCCUGAAAGGUGUCAAAAUGAUGAUUCGACCAAAGCUCAACUGAAAAAUAUCAAAGGAAACAACUUUCAUAAUGAAACAACUUUAACUUAAUAAAACAUUCAUGUCAAUUAAA